AUGCUUUCAAUCGCCAUGAUCGAUCGGGAUGAGAGCCUGAUGGCGAUGGGCCCGCAGACCUCUCUCUACUUGUCUGUUCAAGAACCCUCCAUCACGAUCCAGCUAGUGCAGAGCCCCGACGCUAAGUGGGACGUCACGAUUUCGAAUCCGGCAAGUUUGAGGAGAUGCCCAAACGAUGAUUGUGCCUUCAAUGAUAUGAUCCGCCGUGGCAUCGAAGAAACAAUUGACUAUAUCUACGCAUUGGAGCCUCCGACAGACAAGUAUCCCGAAGACUGGGCAAAGGCCACGUUCGAGUUCUUUGCCAUCGGCGACGGCGGGUACGGGAUCAAGCUUACCGGCUUUGCCAUGAUGCAAACGCCGAUCAUCACCGAUGUCAACCCUGCGGAAGACGCAAACUCAACAAUGUUUGCUCUCGAAGAGGACUCGGCGGAGCCGGGCGCGACCGAAGCCCAGCCGAGACUGGCGAUCGAAGAUAUCCCUACGCGUGCGACCGAAGCGGGGCAGGAUCUAGCACUCCGUGAUAUCCCUCCGCUUGACCGAAGCGGGGCAGGAUCUGGCUCUCGAUAA
This is a messenger RNA of Tricharina praecox, 567 nucleotides long. RefSeq lists its product as uncharacterized. Bases 1 to 567 code for a protein of 188 amino acids. The transcript has 2 exons. NCBI's taxonomy places the organism in Eukaryota, Fungi, Ascomycota, Pezizomycetes, Pezizales, Pyronemataceae. The record is from RefSeq and is a predicted model, not a curated record.